UGGGUGUGGUGACGAGACCGCUUGUGAAAAUUGGCUCUCAGCUCGCGUGAGGGGUGCGUGGCCCUUUAAAUGUGUUUAAAAUUUAGUUCAGAUUAAUUUUAAAUGCAUUGAAUGUUAUAUUUGCUCUUGUCAACAUGCGAGGGUUCUGAAGACAGCCCAAUUCCGACCAAGCCAGCCGGAUUCAGGUCCAGCGUGUUGUCGUCUGAGGUGUAGGUCAAACAGGAACAAUGAGUGAGUUGGAACAGUUACGACAGGAAGCAGAACAGCUUCGCAACCAGAUCCGGGAUGCCAGAAAAGCCUGCAGUGACUCCACACUUUCACAGAUGACAGCGGGUUUGGACUCAGUGGGGCGGAUACAGAUGAGAACGAGACGCACACUCAGAGGUCAUCUUGCCAAAAUCUACGCCAUGCACUGGGGCAGCGACUCCAGGUUACUUGUCAGUGCCUCCCAAGAUGGCAAGCUGAUCAUAUGGGACGGUUACACGACCAACAAGAUGCAUGCUAUUCCCCUGCGCUCCUCCUGGGUGAUGACCUGUGCCUAUGCCCCAUCGGGGAACUACGUGGCCUGUGGAGGUCUCGACAACAUCUGCUCCACCUACAGCCUUAAAACACGUGAGGGCAACGUCAGGGUCAACAGAGAACUGGCUGGACACACAGGUUAUUUGUCCUGCUGUCGAUUUCUUGAUGACAAUCAGAUCAUCACCAGCUCCGGUGACACCACAUGUGCAUUGUGGGAUGUUGAGACGGGACAGCAGACCACCAGUUUCACAGGACACACAGGUGAUGUCAUGAGUCUGUCGGUCAUCCCAGACUUGAAGACAUUUGUGUCUGGGGCCUGCGACGCCUCUGCCAAACUGUGGGACAUCAGAGACGGGAUGUGUAGGCAGUCUUUCAUGGGCCACGUCUCCGACAUCAAUGCCGUCUGCUUCUUUCCUAAUGGAAAUGCCUUCACUACGGGCUCAGAUGACGCCACCUGCAGGCUGUUUGACCUGCGCGCAGACCAGGAGCUGAUGAUGUACUCUCACGACAACAUCAUCUGCGGCAUCACCUCUGUGGCCUUCUCCAAAAGCGGACGCCUCCUGCUGGCCGGAUAUGAUGACUUCAACUGCAACGUCUGGGACACUUUAAAAGGCGAGCGUGCAGGUGUUUUGGCCGGUCAUGAUAACCGGGUGAGCUGUUUAGGAGUGAAUGAUGAUGGAAUGGCUGUAGCCACGGGCUCAUGGGACAGUUUUCUUCGGAUCUGGAACUGAGAGUACUCUUAAAAUCUCCAGGUGCCAUCUCUCCACAGCAGUUCCUCUGUAUUCCAGUUAUUACACAUGAUUUUCAGUACGAAAUAUAAUCCUGUGGAAGAGACGUUCGUCAUUAUCGACCACAGAAAUCAUAAGAAGUGUCAUUGUGUUAUAUGUAAAUAUACAUGUAUAUGAAUAUAGAUAUGGUAUAUAUGUACAGCAUUAUGUGUAUGUAUAUACCAUAUAGUAUAUACAUACAUAGUGUUCAUGUAUAUAUUUUUCUAAUUGAUCAUUCGCCCAUAAUUGUUUUUUUUAAUCUUUCAUUUUCUUGUUGUUUUUGUAUUUUUUAUUUUGUGUAAAUAGAACACAACGCUAAACAUGACAGAACGUUUAUCAAACAGAAGUGUGUAUUACAAAAACUUUGCACAUUUCUGGAGGUGUCGGUGCGUUGGAACGGUGUCAAACAUAUCAUGUGUCUUUAUGCAGAUAACCUCCGUACAUGCCAUCUGUACAUUACAUAUUUUCAUUUUAAUCCACUAAAUCAAUCAUCAUUUAUUGGUGCUUGAGGGUGUUUGCAAAAAAGUAUUUUCAUGGCCUUGACCUUGUAUUUUAAAUUUGAAGCGUUACAACGCCUUGUUUUACUGAAUGAUAAAGAAAACAAUCUGUCUGCCCUCCAAUUUGAGCCUUUAAUACUAGUGAUCAAAGCAGACUUAAUCUUAUACCUGGUGCUUACAAACAAAAAUAUGUGCUUUGAAUUAAUUGAUAACACUUUUUUUUUUUUAUUUUCAUUGUAUUUUUUUUUUAGAAAUGGCCCCAGCCCCCCUUUUAUAAAUUAGUUGAAGUGUUGCAGUAUAUGAUGAAUCUAGUAUUAGUAAUUAAAUUUUGUUCAAAGAAAAUGAACCGUAUUUUAGGACCAUUUAGAUUUUGUGCAUUGUAACAUUUCAUGACAUUUAAGCACAUUUUCCCUUAAUUCUUCUAAUGCGUAUGAAUGUUUUAGUUGUAUUUGUUUUUAUAAAACCUCUUAUUCCCAGUGGUAAUUCUCCAUUAUGUAAUGCAACAUUUUCUUUCAUGAAAAUCAGUAGAGCAAAAACUACUAUACUGUAUAAGUACUUUACAAUUUUAAUAAUAUAUAAUUAUUGUUUUUCGCAGUAAUGCGAUUGGUAGGCAUGUGCUUAAUUGUCAUGAAAACGAUUUCACUUUGCAAAAAAACGUAAUGGUUCUUCUGAAAAUAGGUGUCAUUUUCUUUAAGCGAAACACAAUUUCUUUCUUUUGAUUUUGGGGUGUAAUAUGUCCCAGAUGUUCUUGACAGUUUUGAGAUUCACCCAUGAUGAACUUUUGAGUUUGUCAUAAAAACACCGAGCAUUUAAUCAGUUCACUCUUUUUCGCCAUAUUUAUAAGUGCCAGCAGUUCUGACAGUAUGUUACUGUAUUUACUCGUGCACUCCAGGUUGUGGCAAAAAUGAUAUUUGUGCUAUUGUUAACUCUCUUAACACCUCGUAUAACUGUGAAAUAGCAUUUUAAGAACUUUUUCAGAUGUUUGUUAUUUUGUUUUAUUUUUGUUA
Messenger RNA from Myxocyprinus asiaticus (Chinese sucker), 2790 nucleotides. RefSeq names its product guanine nucleotide-binding protein G(I)/G(S)/G(T) subunit beta-1-like. The transcript has 10 exons. The coding region runs from base 228 to 1250 and encodes 340 amino acids. Gene Ontology annotation, biological process: G protein-coupled receptor signaling pathway. Gene Ontology annotation, cellular component: cytoplasm; heterotrimeric G-protein complex. Gene Ontology annotation, molecular function: signaling receptor complex adaptor activity; protein binding. NCBI's taxonomy places the organism in Eukaryota, Metazoa, Chordata, Actinopteri, Cypriniformes, Catostomidae. The record is from RefSeq and is a predicted model, not a curated record.